Molecule: messenger RNA, 3557 nt
Organism: Lutra lutra (Eurasian river otter)
Lineage: Eukaryota; Metazoa; Chordata; Mammalia; Carnivora; Mustelidae
Gene: GFM2
Product: GTP dependent ribosome recycling factor mitochondrial 2
Exons: 22
Coding region: 165-2507 (780 amino acids)
Biological process (GO): ribosome disassembly; mitochondrial translation
Cellular component (GO): mitochondrion
Molecular function (GO): GTPase activity; translation elongation factor activity; GTP binding
Source: RefSeq, a predicted model, not a curated record
GUUAAGUUCUCUUCUGGAGUGAUCAGGACGUUCACCGAGAUAGUGACGCGAGGCCUUUGCGGACUUUGGCACAGCCUGCACCUGCGGCUCUGAACACCCAGCGGGAAAGAGCCGGCCUCCAGGAUGCGACCUAGUUCUAGAGAAUAACGGUUUAGAGGGUCAACAUGUUCUCCAACUUGAGGAAGUUUGGAGUAAAUCAUAAGAAGAUAUCCAUCCUGCACGUUAGUAAUAUGUGUUGCUCUAAAAUAAAAGCAAGUUUAAAAAGAUUAAAGCCAUAUAUGCCUCUUGGAAGAAGCUACAGUUCUCUACCAGGUUUAGUUGGAAAUGAUAUCAAAUCGCUUCAUUCCGUCAUCAGUCCUCCCAUAGCUAAAAUCCGUAAUAUUGGAAUUAUGGCUCAUAUUGAUGCAGGCAAAACUACCACCACAGAAAGAAUAUUGUACUAUUCUGGAUACACAAGAUCACUGGGAGAUGUUGAUGAUGGAGACACGGUGACAGAUUUCAUGGCUCAAGAGCGAGAAAGAGGCAUUACUAUUCAGUCUGCUGCUGUUACAUUCGACUGGAAGGGAUAUAGAGUCAAUCUAAUUGAUACGCCAGGUCAUGUGGACUUUACGUUGGAGGUUGAGCGCUGCCUUAGAGUGUUGGAUGGUGCAGUAGCUGUGUUUGAUGCCUCUGCUGGUGUAGAGGCACAAACUCUCACAGUAUGGAGGCAAGCUGAUAAACACAAGAUACCUCGAAUCUGCUUUUUAAACAAAAUGGACAAAACUGGAGCAAGUUUUAAAUAUGCAGUUGAAAGCAUCAGAGAGAAAUUGAAGGCAAAGCCUUUGCUUCUACAGUUACCACUUGGUGAAGGCAAAGCUUUCAAAGGAGUUGUGGAUGUUGUAAGUAAAGAAAAACUUCUUUGGAAUCGUCCAUCAGAGGAUGGAAAAGACUUUGAGAGGAAACCCCUCUUGGAAACGAGUGAUGCUGAAUUGCUGAAGGCGACAGCUGAAGCAAGGAAUGACUUAAUUGAACAGGUUGCGGAUUUGGAUGAUGAAUUUGCUGACUUGGUUUUAGGAGAAUUCAGUGAAAAUUUUGAUUUGCUACCAACUGAAAAGCUACAGGCUGCAAUACACAGAGUAACACUGGCUCAGACAGCAGUUCCUGUGCUUUGUGGAAGUGCCCUGAAAAACAAAGGGGUUCAGCCCUUGUUAGAUGCUAUUACUAUGUACUUGCCUUCACCCGAAGACCGCAACUAUGAAUUUCUGCAGUGGUAUAAGGGUGACUUAUGUGCCCUGGCAUUUAAAGUUCUUCAUGACAAGCAGCGGGGACCACUGGUGUUUAUGCGCAUUUACUCAGGCAUGAUAAAACCCCAGUCAGCCAUCUAUAAUAUUAAUGGAAACUGCACGGAGAGAGUAAGUCGUCUUCUUUUGCCAUUUGCUGACCAACAUAUAGAAAUCCCUUCACUGACUGCUGGUAACAUUGCUUUGACUGUUGGCCUUAAACAUACGGCCACUGGGGACACCAUUGCCUCGUCUAAGUCCAGUGCAUUAGCUGCAGCUCGUCGAGCCGAAAGGGAGGGAGAAAAGCAGCACAGACAAAACAGUGAAGCAGAGAGACUUUUACUGGCUGGAGUGGAGAUUCCAGAACCUGUUUUCUUCUGUACCAUAGAGCCCCCUUCAGUGGCUAGGCAGCCAGAUUUGGAUUAUGCACUGAAAUGCCUUCAGCGUGAAGAUCCCAGUUUGAAAGUAAAGCUGGAUCCUGAUUCUGGACAGACUGUUCUCUGUGGUAUGGGGGAGUUACAUAUUGAGAUUAUUCAUGACCGAAUCAAGAGGGAAUAUGGACUGGAAACCUACCUAGGGCCUCUCCAGGUGGCAUACCGAGAGACCAUCCUAAAUGCAGUUCGUUCCACAGAUACCUUAGAUAGAACUUUAGGAGACAAACGGCAUCUUGUGACCGUAGAACUGGAAGUAAAACCAAUUGAAACAUCCUCUGUUACACCAGUUAUCAAGUAUGCUCCAAGUGUUAGUGAAGACCUUCCAAAGGUCUCUCAAGAGGCCAUUGAAAAUGGAAUUCACAGUGCAUGCCUCCAAGGACCAUUGCUUGGAUCCCCAAUUCAGGAUGUGGCGAUUACUUUACAUUCACUGAUAAUUCAUCCUGGUACCUCCACAACGAUGAUUUCUGCCUGUGUCUCGAGAUGUAUCCAAAAGGCUCUGAAGAAAGCUGAUAAGCAAGUUUUAGAGCCCCUGAUGAAUCUCGAGGUGACAGUGAUGGGAGAUUACCUCAGCCCUGUCCUGGCAGAUCUGGCACAAAGAAGAGGAACCAUUCAGGAAAUCCAGACUCGUCAGGAAAACAAAAUUGUUAUUGGAUUUGUUCCCUUAGCAGAAAUUAUGGGUUAUUCAACUGUGCUUCGAACGCUUACCUCUGGCUCAGCUACUUUUGCCUUAGAACUCUGUAACUAUCAAGCCAUGAACCCUCAAGACCAGGCGACACUGCUCGGCCGGAGAAGUGGCUUGAACCAAGGGCUGUAGGUCUUUGGAGACAACGUCACGGGCACCUUACCUACAACUGCAUUUUCAAACUUUUUACCAAUGAGAUAAUGCUGUCCGGGAAUUUUGUAAAAAAUAAUGGUGCCAAGGGUGGGUGAGCGCAGGUGAUUCAAGAUUGGCCAAGUACUGAUUACUGAAGCUGGAUGACAAGGACAUGGAAGUCAUUAUUCUACUUCUGCAUGUGUUUGAGAUUUUGUGUAAUAAAAAGUAAAGCAAAAGCAAACAAAAACGGAGUGCCACUAACAUUUCAACCUGUACUACAUCAUAACAUUGGAUAAAGCUUGAGAGUGUGGACAAAGGACAACAUUUAGAGGCCUGGUUUUGUCCCUUCUUAACUCCAAUUUGGAAUGAGGUCAGUAACUGCCUCUGUAUUUUAUAGGGGGAUUAAAAAAGAUGACAUGAGGCUUGCUCCCACCUCCACGGUUUCAUAAUACAGUUAAUCUGAACACUGCUGAGACAGCCAUUUAUUUUUUAAGGAGCUCUCAUCUCUAAAAUUCUCUAGUUUUUCAGAGAAAAAGUCAUUUACAGAAUCCAAUUACAAUUCUAGGCUACAUGAUAAAAAUACUCAACCUUUUAUUAGUUGUGAGUGCUACAGGUCUCCUACAUUAAGCUUCUUAAAUUUUGUGUAACUACUAGAGAUUAUUUACAUUUACAAUAACAAUUAUAAGAACAGUUUUCUGGACCUACAUUGCUAAGCUACAGCCUAUUAAAGUUUUUAAACCAUGAACAUCUACUUUUAUACUUUAAUUCUAUCCAUAAGAAACAUUUAAGCUGAAAACUUAUGAUGAAACCAUACACAAAUUUUGGAAGACAGACUACAGUAACAUUAAUUACUCACUUUGUUGCUUAACUCAGGAAAAGCAACGCUCUGGUAAGGGAAAGACUGGUCAUCAACAAUGUGCCAGUGGAGAACAUUAAACUUAUUAAAAGCCAUGGCAUCCUGCAAGCAAACAUGUUAAAAAAUUAUAUAUAAUACACAGAUGUAAUAUACAGAUAUAAUACAUACACAAUCCAAUUAUCUAUAUUCAGAUC